Messenger RNA from Orbicella faveolata, 4265 nucleotides. RefSeq lists its product as uncharacterized. Lineage: Eukaryota; Metazoa; Cnidaria; Anthozoa; Scleractinia; Merulinidae. The record is from RefSeq and is a predicted model, not a curated record.
AGAUAAUUUUGUUCUCAAACUGAAAGACGUCCCGAUUUUUAUGACUCUUUUAUGACACAUUAUUGUUUACAAGUUGCAAUCUCCCCAAAUCAGAUUUCGUGAACGAUUUAUUCAGUUAAUGUAGCUUGCUGUGUUUACUGAGCUUUGCGAAAUGAAAUCAAACUUUGAGCUCCUUUGCGACGGCAAAAAAAUAGAAAACUGUGAAUCGAGCUAUCAUAGUCCUGCAACUGUCACAAAUGUUCAUUUGAACCGCAGAAGCUUAAUAAAAUAAAGGCACUUGUCUUGUCAACCUUUCAGUGGUAAUAACACUCCCAACAAAUUGCUUUCAUUUAGUUAAUUUAAAAGGCCUCCACAAGGAUGACGUAACAGUCUCCUUCAUCUAAGAAACAGUCUUUCUUUAUGCGUGAAGGCGUUUAAUUAAUGUUUGCAUCUGGGUGAAGAGGCAUGACAAGAACCAUUCUUUCAGGCUGAAACGCUUUCUCCCUGUCACAAGCGAAGAGCGAACAGACAAAACAAAUGAGCUUUCGUUUCUUGAACCAGAGUUUAUUACUACGCGCUUAAAGUAAAGAUUUAAAAAAAGUACUUAACAGUUUUACAAGGUCGCGGGCCUCUGAAAGUCAGCCACACAUUGACAUGCUACGUCAACAUGCGUCGAGUGGUCGUCUGCUUUCGUACCGGAAACUCUUGUUGCAGAUUACAGAUUGCAAGUAAAAUGUUUUCUUCCAAAUCUUGCAUCCCAACACUUCGUAAUUACCAAAUCGAAAACAAAAACAAAAAUGCAUGCAACAUGAAAAGAAGUUUAAUUUUGUUAAAGGUAACUCUAAACUUCACAAAAGGUGUUCGAUACAAUAUGUUGCUGGAACAGAAGGAAGGCUGACAAGUCGAGAGUCAGGUAGCGUCUAUAUCUAUACCACAGCUCAGAUGGCGGAUGAUCCUAGGGCAAAAUCGAUCAACAAGCACUGAUUAUCUCCAUAGAUCUGGCAUUAAGAAAACAUUGCCAUAUUGAUUCUCAAUGCUACUUAGUUAUUGUUAGCGAUUGAAAUGGACGUGUAAUUAAAAACAACAAAGGAAAUCACAAAAAACAAACCCUUUAAUUUCUGACUGUUCGAUCUGUAUCGUAAAGGAUGAUUUUGGUUUACCAUAUGUUGCCAACGUUAACAAUGGACAAAGGGACUUGAGAUCUCAGAUAAAAUGACAAAAAUAAGCUGUUAAAUCGUAAAAAUAACCUGUGUGCUAACCAAUGUUUGUGAUGGAACCUGAUCUAAAGCCAGGGUAAUAGGUGGGUUUUAGCGUUUUUGGUAACUAGCGACUCGUACAAAGACAGAAGAAAAAGAAGCUAGUUGACACUUGAUCAAUGCGUCGUGUUCUUUUUUAAUGUGAUAGAAAAGGUUCUAAACGCCCCCAUCUCGUCGACAUUUACUGAUAACUAGCCUGGCCGGAGACAGCUCAGGUGGAUUUUUUUUUAAAUUUAAAGUUUCAUUUCGGUGACAUGAAAUCCGCAGCAACGAUUCAGUGCGUCGCGCUUAAAGAAUGUGGAGACGAUUUUCAAUUCAAGCGAAUCUUCUGCGUACAGAGAAAAUUCCAAAGCCGCAGAAACAGAGGACUGUGAUCUGGAAAGAUAUGACAGCUUAGCUGAACUUCCCGAGGAAGGAGAUCUCUAUCAGGAGUUUCUCGAAGAAACAAUGCUUCCAAUCUUGGAAUUUAUUGAUGAAAAUAUAAUUGGAGGCAAGACAAGAUUUGAAGGGCCUUACGGCGAAAGAAGAGUUAUUUACUGCGAUUACACGGCUUCAGGCAAACCUCUCAGUUGCAUUGAAAACUACAUUCGGGACUAUGUGUACCCCUUUUACGCCAACACUCAUACAACAACAAGUGUGACGUCACGGCAGACGACAACUUUCAGACAGGAGGCACGGGAUAUCAUCAAACAAUGCGUAAACGCUGGAAAAGACGAUGUGGUUGUGUUCACAGGAAGCGGAACGACGGGGGCCAUCCACAAAUUAAUCCACGCUCUACAAUUAACAGGAAAAGUAGUGGAAAAAUCUGUUGUGUUUGUUGGGCCAUUUGAACACCACUCAAAUAUCUUACCUUGGAAAGAAACAGGAACAAAGAAAUACCGUUUAGCAGAGUACAACAUGUACGUGGCGUUUUCAGCAGCUUCAAAUGUGACUGGAAUCCUGACAGACACUGUGGCUGUAGCUGAACUGUGUCACAAAUAUGGCGCCUUAUCUUUCUGGGAUUAUGCCACAGCCGGUCCGUACCUCAACAUCGACAUGAACCCAACACAGAAUGGCUACAAAGAUGCUGUUUUCCUUUCCCCUCACAAGUUUGUUGGGGGACCUGGGACUCCUGGUUUGCUUAUCGCCAAAAAGAAACUCUUCCGAAAUCCCGUGCCCGGCGGAUGUGGCGGCGGGACAGUUAUCUUUGUGACACGUGACACGCAUUUGUAUCUAAAAGACAUCGAAGAAAGAGAAGAAGGUGGAACACCAGCUAUUGUGGAGUCAAUACGGGCUGGUAUGGUCUUCCAACUUAAACAGGCUGUUGGAGACCGUGUUAUUGAAGAAAGAGAAGACGAAUUAUGCAGACAUGCCUUUCAAGUAUGGCACAAAAAUCCAAACAUUACUAUUUUGGGGAACCACAGGGCUCGUCGUCUGCCGAUAUUUUCUAUGCUAAUUCAUCAUCAGGACAGCGGAAAGUUCUUACAUCAUAACUUUGUUUCUGUGCUGCUGAAUGAUCUCUAUGGCAUCCAGGCUCGAGGAGGAUGCGCAUGCGCAGGACCCUACGCACAGGAUCUUCUGGGAAUAAACGAGACCAUAGCAAGGAAAUUUACAUGGUUUCUUGAAUCUCACGAGAAUGAAGAUGUAGAGGUAUCAUGUAAGGAACCUUUGGAAGUAAUGAAACCAGGCUUUGCUAGAAUCAAUCUCCCUUACUUCAUGGAUGACGUAACAGUUCACUUUGUGUUAGAAGCAGUCGACAUGGUAGCCACACAUGGCUGGAAAUUACUACCACAGUACCGGUUUGAUCCACACACGGGGGCCUGGGAAAACAGAUAUUUCACUGAGAAAAAAACGAGUCCUCUCUACAGUCUUCAUGACGUCAUUUAUGACGAAAUUGGACUCGUUAUAACAAACAGCACGGGAAGACCCCACGAUUAUGACAUCAAACUUGACGAAAUCGCCCAGUCUGCAAGUAGAGUCUUGAAAGAGGCGGUUGAGUUAAAUAAGGAAAUUAACACUAAUGACGACAAAAAAGUCGAAUUCAACGACGAUAAAAACCAGUUGAUUUGGUUUUUGCAACCUCAGGAAGCACAGUUCUACCUGGCCGCUGGAACUUUGAAGCACAAACCCCAAACAUUUGUAAGGACAAAGCUUCCAUUUAAACCUCGAAGAACAUCGAGGGUGACAAGAGCGAAUUGGCCACAAAUUUAUGAAAUUCAAGAAUAUCUGAGUCGAUUGAGAGCAUUUGGAGUUGGAAUGGAAGGCUUGGCUAAGAAACCUGAUGCAAACAAUAAUAUUGUUGAAGUCAAAAGAAUGGAAGAACACAAGACAGUCAAAAGCCCGCGAGAGGCGUGGAAAUCGGCAGAGAGCAAGUCUGAAGAAAUUAAUAAGAAUAUCAAAAAACGAAGCAAAAUUUGUUCUGUUCAGUAGCAGUAAUGUCCUGCUGAAAACUGGAAAAGGCUAUUUAUGAUUUGUUUUAAUGCAGCGUUUUCAGAAAAGGUGUAAAAUGUAAGUAAAUACGGUGUAAAACGAUGGUGUAAAAUGUAAGUAAAACUCACUUUCAUGGAAGACAUGAGAAUACAAUUUGAAAUGGAGAAGAAAGGCGCUCAGAAAUAGUCCAUGUGCAAAGGUUGUAAAUUUCAAAUACAUCGUUUGAAGAAGACUUUUUUUCCCGUCUCCUCAUAAAGUUGGCGUUAUGUAGAAUGACGUCAGCAAACGCCGCUCCAGACAUGUUCUCAUUCGUUCAUAUCUUCCACGUCCAUUGCAAAUCACUGAAAAAAAAUGAAUUUGAUUGACUCUUACUCUAAAGAGGUUAUUAAAGGAUUCCACUUGAAUUCAAUGGAAAGUUAAAAAGUUGUUGCUGUGUUGUUGUUGUCAAUUAAUGAAUGACCUUCACUUUGUAAAUAAUUGUUAUAUAGUGUAUAUUUGUAAUAUAGUGUCGUCUUAAGAUUCCCUAUGGGUAUAAAACAUAGCAUGUGUCAAAUCAGUCAGUCAGUCAGUCAGUCAGUCAGCCAGUCAGUCAGUCAGUCAGUCAGUCAGUCGGUCAGCCAG